AUGGAGACCCAGACCAUGCAGCGGGAGCUGGAAACCCUUCCAACCAACAAGAUGGCUCAGACCAACCCCAUUCCUGGGUCUUUGGGGCCAUGGAAGAUAACCAUCUAUGACCAGGAGAGGAUAGAGUUUACCAGUUCCUGUCCAAAUGUCUCUGAGUGCAGUUUUGAUAAUGUCCGGUCCCUCAAAGUGGAAUGUGGCACGUGAGUUAAUUUGAUUACAGAAUCAUAAAGUCUAAGAUCACCAUCUUUGAAAAAGAGAAUUUUAUUGGACUCCAGUGAGAGAUCUGUGAUGACUACCCCUCCUUACAAGCCAUGGGUUGAUUCAAUAAUGAAGCUGGCUCUAUGAAGAAC
Molecule: messenger RNA, 350 nt
Organism: Fukomys damarensis (Damara mole-rat)
Lineage: Eukaryota; Metazoa; Chordata; Mammalia; Rodentia; Bathyergidae
Gene: Cryba1
Product: crystallin beta A1
Source: RefSeq, a predicted model, not a curated record